CUAGGUGGAAUUCUACAUAUUUGAUGCUUGAUAGUGCUAUACCUUACCGUCGAGCAUUUUCUGAUUUUAAGGUACUUGAUAGUCAGUUUAAAUGUUGUCCUUCUGAAGAGGAUUGGGUUAAAGUUAAAAGGAUUGCUAAGUUUUUGUGUCCUUUCUAUGAUGUCACUACUUUGUUUUCAAGGAGUCAAUAUCCUACUGCCAAAGUGUAUUUUCAUAAAGUUUGAAAAAUUCAUACGAUGAUAAGAGAAGCGAUAUAUAGUGAGGAUCUUAAUAUCAAGGAAAUGGCAAUAGAAAUGGAGAAAAAGUUCAAAAAAUAUUGGCAGGAAGAGUACAGUCUGAUUGCUACAAUGGCAAUAGUCCUUGAUCCUCGGUAUAAGUUAAGUCUCGUGGAUUUUUGCUUCUCUAAACUUGAUCUAUCUACUUCCAAUGAAAAGGUAAAGGCUGUUGAAGAUAAUAUGCAAAAAUUAUUUAAGGAGUACUUGAAACCUUCAAUUUCUGAUGUUGAUACGGUAAGAAGUAGUAGUGGUGGAUGUGAUGUUGAAAUGGCAGAUGAAAUGGAGGAGUAUGAUAAUUUUGUAAGUCCAUCUCAACCUGGUUCAAAAAAGACACAACUAAGUUUGUACUUGGAAGAGCCUGUGUUGGUUCGCAAAGGAAAUGAAAAUUUAGAUGUGCUUAAAUUUUGGAAGGAUAAUAGGAUUAAAUAUCCGAAACUCUCAUUGAUGGCACGUGAUUUGUUAAGUAUUCCUAUCAUCAGUGUUUCAUCCGAGUCCGCUUUCAGUGUUGGAGGUCGUGUUAUUGGAAAAUUUCAAACCUCUAUUUUACUCGAGAAUGCAAAAGCUAAGUUGUGUUCGCGAGAUUGGCUUUAUGGUCAUCAAGCUUCUGAUGACUCUGAAGAGGAAGAUGACAUUGCAAUAGACAUGGGGAAAUUUGCUGCUAUACCUUCCAGCUAGCUGAUGUUUUUCUCAGUUUUCUUGACAGUGGAAGAAGAAUGAUGCUUAGAGGAUGAUGAGUAGUAGAGAAAUGACCAGAACCUUUUUCUCAUAGUGACUAUUAUAGUUUUUAUUACAAACAUUUGUUUGGAUGUUGUUGUUUGGUUGGUUGUUGUUGUUGUUGGUUUUAAUGAGGUUGUUGAUUAUGUGAUAGAUGGCCUUUA
Lycium ferocissimum is the source of this 1153-nucleotide messenger RNA. RefSeq names its product zinc finger BED domain-containing protein DAYSLEEPER-like. Gene Ontology annotation, molecular function: DNA binding; protein dimerization activity. The transcript is spliced from 2 exons. The record is from RefSeq and is a predicted model, not a curated record. Lineage: Eukaryota; Viridiplantae; Streptophyta; Magnoliopsida; Solanales; Solanaceae. Bases 237 to 950 code for a protein of 237 amino acids.